Salvelinus fontinalis (brook trout) is the source of this 5826-nucleotide messenger RNA. Its product is annotated as metastasis-associated protein MTA3-like. Gene Ontology annotation, cellular component: NuRD complex; nucleoplasm. Gene Ontology annotation, molecular function: histone deacetylase binding; sequence-specific DNA binding; transcription coactivator activity. The transcript has 18 exons. The record is from RefSeq and is a predicted model, not a curated record. The coding region runs from base 347 to 2524 and encodes 725 amino acids. Lineage: Eukaryota; Metazoa; Chordata; Actinopteri; Salmoniformes; Salmonidae. Gene Ontology annotation, biological process: negative regulation of transcription by RNA polymerase II.
ACACAAUAUUUAAAAACCAGCUCCUCCCUCGCCAGGGACCGAUCAUCUCGAAAACUAAAGCAAAUACGAUGCGUCGGCCCGCAAACAAUGUGGUUUCGGGUUGAUCCGAGUCUUUUGGCUGUGUGUCAGGCUGUCUGCCUACUGUAUUGUACUGUGAGAAGGCAGGCAGAUAGGGGGCACCUCACCAAAAUCUCCCGCUCAACUGCACAUUCAACCCCCCCACCAAUUUACCGUCUAACUUCAACGCGUUUUAAAACCAACCAUAGGAUUUAAACAUCUGAUUGCUUUAUUUAUUGUAUUUUCGGUUAGUUUAUGGUUUGUGUUUUUACACUCCGGGAGGGCAGAAAUGGCCGCCAACAUGUACCGGGUCGGAGACUAUGUAUUCUUUGAGAAUUCCUCCAGCAACCCUUACCUGAUCCGCCGGAUAGAAGAACUCAACAAGACGGCCAGUGGCAAUGUGGAGGCCAAGGUGGUGUGUUUCUACAGGAGGAGAGACAUCUCACACAGCCUCAUACAGUUGGCUGACAAACAUGCAAAGGACUUAGAAGAGGAGAAAGAGGAGGAGAAAGAGGAGGAGAAAGAGGGUCCGUUGGAGGCGGAGCUGACAGACAAACAGAAACAUCAGUUACGCCACAGAGAACUGUUCCUCUCCCGUCAGUAUGAGAGUCUACCAGCCACACACAUCAGGGGGAAGUGUAGUGUGGCGUUAUUGAAUGAGACUGAAGCUGUCCUCUCCUACCUGGACAAAGAGGAUACGUUCUUCUACUCGCUGGUCUACGACCCUACCCAGAAGACACUUUUGGCUGAUAAAGGAGAGAUCAGAGUGGGACCACGCUUUCAGGCCGAUGUACCUGACAUGCUACAGGAGGGGGAAUCAGAUGAGUGGGACCAGUCAAAGUUAGAGGAGAAGCUGUGGGAUCCUGACUGUCCUCUCUCCAGCAAACAGAUUGACCAGUUCCUGGUGGUCGCACGGGCGGUGGGGACGUUUGCCAGAGCGCUGGACUGUAGCAGCUCGGUCAGACAGCCCAGUCUACAUACGAGUGCAGCUGCCGCCUCCCGAGACAUCACAUUGUUCCAUGCGAUGGACACGCUGCAUCGUCAUGGUUACGACCUGUCCAGUGCGUUGAGUGUGUUGGUGCCGUCCGGUGGGCCGGUGCUGUGUCGGGACGAGAUGGAGGAGUGGAGCGCCUCGGAGGCAGCCAUGUUUGAGGAGGCUCUGGAGAAAUACGGAAAGGACUUCAACGACAUAAGACAAGACUUUCUACCGUGGAAGUCUUUGACCAGUAUAAUAGAGUAUUAUUACAUGUGGAAGACAACAGACAGAUACGUACAGCAGAAGAGACUGAAGGCAGCAGAGGCAGAAAGCAAACUGAAGCAGGUUUACAUCCCCACAUACAAUAAGCCCAACCCUAACCAGAUCUCAGUGACCAAUGGGAAGAUGGCGACGGUGAAUGGGGCGGGGCUUGGAGCCUACCAUGCAGCGGGGGGAGGACGGGCCUGCGAGAGCUGCUACUCAAUGCAAUCAGCCCAGUGGUACUCGUGGGGGCCGCCCAACAUGCAAUGUCGCCUGUGUGUGUCGUGCUGGAUGUACUGGAAGAAGUACGGUGGCCUUAAGAUGCCAAGCAGAGCGGAGGCGCCCGAGGAGAAAACCCCACCCAGUCCUGUGCCCAACGAGCCUCGGUCGCGCGGCCACGGCCCCCGACAGUCCAGUCACAUGGUGCCGGUGCGUAACAGCGGCAGCCCCAAGUCCUCCACGAAGACCAAGCAGGCCUUCCUGCUGCAGGCCACCCGCCUCACCAAGCUGGCACGCCACAUGUGCCGCGACAUCAUCAGACUGCGACGCGCUGCGCGGCGCCCCUUUGUGCCCAUUAACUGUGGCGCCAUAAAGGCAGAGUAUAUGUUGCGGGUGUCGGAGGGGCAAGUCGGGCGACCACCUAGAAUCCGGACUGCCCAGAGGAGCACCCUGACCAGCGUCUUGCAGUUUCUGGAGUCCCGCCCCGCGAUACACGCCCCCCGUUCUCACCGAACCCUCGGCUUGCAAGCCCCUCCCCCACGUCGCCUCCUCUCUUCUCUCCCUUACGGUCCCCAUGGCCUUCUGGGUAAACGCAGCUUCCACCACCACACCAGAGCCGAGCCGGAGAAACGCCCAGGUACACACACACUUACCCGAACACAAACAAUCACACACACUCCUAUUCAUCUCUAUCGUGUCGUCUCCUCUCACAACGGCCGUAGCAGUGGUGGCGGAGGGACCAGGGGCAGUGCUAGGGGCGGAGUCAUGAUUAGGAAGCGACGGCCAAACUUGAUCGAUGCCCCUGACGACAGCUUUUUCGUCGUCUCCCGGGAGACCAGGAGGGUCAGGCGGCUGCUGUCACGGUCCCAGCUGAGGCGCGCCUGUCGGCAGCCCUGUGAGCAGAUCACCCUGCGCAAGGCCUCCCAGGCACUAUCGCAGGGGCCGCUCCUCGCCCCUCCACACCCCCACCCCAGCCUCAGGAUGAGGGGACCCAUCGUUAUCCACGACUGACUACUGACCUCUGACCCUAUCUCUCUGCCAUGUUUGUCACCUGCCUAUGCUCUACAUGCAAGACCCCAACCCUAGUUUCACCUGGCCCCCGACCCCCGCCCUCCCUAUCGCUCACUUAAAAAAAAUAUUGUGAAUCUCCCCACCCUACGGAGUCUGACCCUUCACCUCGGGAGGAAGUGAUGUGCUGUGUUGCCGUGGGGACAGACAGAAUGUGGUUCCCACCUGUACAGAUUCUACUUCCCUGGGACAGAAACCAGUGUGUGCGUGUGGGAAUUUAUGUGUUUAAGCACGAGUGUGCACGCGCAAGAGUAUGAGCGUGUGCACGAGUGUGUGAACUUGAUGUUUUUUCUUCUUCUGUACCUGCUACAUGCCAGUGAGUGGGGGUUGUGAGCUAUAUAUAUAUAUAUACAGUAUAUAUAUAUACAGUGCAUUCGGAAAGUAUUCAGACCCCUCGAGUUUUUCCACAUUUUGUUACGUUACAGCCUUAUUCUAAAAUAGAUGAAAUAAAUAAAAAUACUCAUCAAUCUACACACAAUACCCCAUAACCAUUUUUUUUUUAUGUGUACAUUUAUUACAAAUAAAAACAGAACUAUCUUAUUUACAGAAAUACUCAGACCCUUUGCUAUGAGAAUCGAAAUUGAGCUCAGGUGCAUCCUGUUUCCACUGAAACAUCCUUGAGAUGUUUCUACAACUUGACUGGAGUCCACCUGUGGUAAAUUCAAUUGAUUGGACAUGAUUUGGAAAGGCACACACCUGUCUAUAUAAGGUCCCACAGUUGACAGUGCAUGUCAGAGCAAAAACUAAGCCAUGAGGUCAAAGGAAUUGUCCGUAGAGCUCAGAGGCAAGAUUGUGUCGAGGCACAGAACUUGGGAAGGGUGAAAAAACAUUUCUGCAGCACUGAAUGUCCCCAAGAACACAGUGGUCUCCAUCAUUCUGAAAUGGAAGAAGUUUGGAACCACCAAGACUCUACCUAGAGCUGGCUGCACUGCCAAACUGAGCAAUCGGGGUAGAAGGGCCUUGGUCAGGGAGGUGACCAAGAACCCGAUGGUCACUCUGACAGAGCUCCAGAGUUCCUCCGUGGAGAUGGGACAACCUUCCAGAAGGACAACCAUCUCUGCAGCACUCUACCAAUCAGGCCUUUAUUCACAAAUUUGUAUAAGCCAUUUCUCAGUAAACGGCACAUGACAGCCCGCUCGGAGUUUGCCAAAGGGCAUCUAAAGGACUCUCAGACCAUGACAAACCAGAUUCUCUGGUCUGGUUAAACUAUGAUUGAACUCUUUGGCCUGAAUUCCAAUUCUUCAUGUCUGGAAGAAACCUGGCACCAUCCCUAUGGUGAAGCAUGGUGGUGGCAGGAUCAUGCUGUGGGGAUAUUUUUCAGCAGCAGGGACUGGGAGACUAGUCAGGAUCAAGGGAACGAUGAACAGAGCAAAGUACAGAGAGAUCAUUGCUUAUAACCUGCUCCAGAGCGCUCAGGACUUCAGACUGGCGCGGAGGUUCACCUUCCAACAGGACAAUGACCCUAAGCACAUAGCCAAGGCAACACAGUAGUGGCUUCGGGACAAGUCUGAAUAUCCUUGAGUGUCCCAGACUUGAACCCGAUUGAACAUCUCUUGAGAGACCUGAAAAUAGCUUUGCAGCGACUCUCCCCAUCCAACCUGACAGAGCUUGAGAAGAUCUGCAGAGAAGAAUGGGAGAAACAGGUGUGCCAAGCUUGUAGCGUCAUACCCAAGAAGACUUGAGGCUGUAAUCGCUGCCAAAGAUGCUUCAACAAAGUACUGAGUAAAGGGUCUGAAUACUUACGUAAAUGUAAUAUUUGAUCAAAUAUUUAAAAACCUGCUUUUGCUUUGUCAUUAUGGGGUAUUGUGUGUAGAUUGAUGAGGGGGGAAAAGUAUUCAAUCCAUUUUAGAAUAAGGCUGUAAUGUAACAAAAUGUGGAAAUUGUCAAGGGGUCUGAAUACUUUCCGAAUGCAUGUAUAUAUACAGUGCCCGCCGUAAUUAUUGGGACAGUAAAGCAUUUUUUAUUCUUGAAAUCAAACAAAGACUAUGAGGUUAAAGUGCAGACUGUCAGCUUUAAUUUGAAAAAGAAUUACAAAGAAUUACAGCACUUUUUGUACAUUUUGUACAUCCCCCAUUUUAGGGGAGCAAAAGUAUUGGGACAAAUUCACUUAUAUGUGUAUUAAAAUAUUCAAAAUUUAAGAAUUUGGUCCCAUACUCAUAGCACGCAAUGACUAUAUGAAGCUUGUGACUCUACACAUUUGUUGGAUGCAUUUUCUGUUUGUUUUGGUUGUGUUUCAGAGGAUUUUGUUCCCAAUAUAAAUGAAUGUUAAAUAGUGUAUUGUGUCCUUUUAUGUAUUGAGUCCCUUUUAUUGGAAAUAAGAAUAGAAUAUGUAUCUAAACAUUUCUACAUGAAUGUGGAUGCUACCAUAAACUGACUUUCUCACUCAUCACUAUUCCCGAAUGUGUAGAGUCACAAGCUAGAUGUAGUGCUAUGAAUAUGGGACCAAAUACUUAACUUUUGACUACUUUAAUACACAUGUAAGUGAAUUUGUCCCAAUACUUUUGUUACCCUAAAAUGGGUGGACUAUGUACAAGAAGUGCUGUCAUUUCUAAAUGGUUAACCCGAUAUGGAUGAAAAUACCCUCUAAUUAAAGCUCAGUCUGCACUUUAACCUCAUAGUCAUUGUUUGAUUUUUGAGUAUAGAGCCAAAAGAAGAAAAAAUGCUUCACUGUUCCAAUAAUUACGGAGUGCACUGUAUAUACUGUAUAGCUCUCCUCAGUGUGUCAGAGAGAUCUAACCAGAUAUCAACUAACCAAAUCAGUUCAACUAGAUUUAAAGGGAUGGUUUGAUCACAAACUAAAUGGUUACAGGGAUUGUUAUCAUUUAAAAGGAUAGCUGCAUCAUUCUGUAGCCUACAGUUCCAUGACACUGCGAACCUCUGAGCCAACAACAUAGAUAUACGCUCCUCUCCCUCAGAGUCAUUGUAUAUUACUAUACCCAUUGCAACACUGUACAGUCUAGCCACUCUAUUUCUAUGCUCUACCUAGCCCUGCUCUAGGCAGAACGCUUCCUCUUUGCUCAACAGAACCUGGGACUGUCAUGACAGAUCUAAUCUGAUUUGCCACCCUAUUCUACUUUUGACCAGAGCCAUCUGGUGCACUAGGGAAUAGGGUGACUAGGACAUAUCUCCUGCAGCAGCAUGCCUCUGAGGUCAAACCUCCUGAUCAUCUGAUCUUUGAUUACUUCUCCACUAUGUUUAUGUUGGUGUUCCUGUAUGUCACGUGAUUAAAAACAAAACACAUUACA